CAUCAGCUGGUAGGCCCUUUAACUACCGAAGUGCAUCAUGGGGAAUGUAGUUCUGUAAAGCGGCUGAAUCCCUCCCGCUCCGGGAACAAGGAAUUCCGUCAAAAACUACGUCACCCACAAUGCCUUGCUGUCAUCGUAAACACAGACCUGUCAAACAACACAAACGCCAUCUUGACAGCACCCUCAAAAUGGCAGAAAGAUGUGAGCUAGAAACCGAGUCCGAACUAAGACUCCUGCCCGGUGCUGUUUAAAAACAGACUCGACAGUUGGUCCAGAACCGAGUGGUAAUGGGGUUGGUGUCCAGCGCGGCAGCUCAGAGCCUGUAAAAUGGACAUUAGCACGGCGGUUUUCAACGCGGCCAGAGAUGGUAAGCUGAAACUUAUCCAGAAGUUGCUGAGCAACAAAACUCCGGAGGAGCUGGAGGCUCUGGCCGAGGAGAAGACCCAGGGAGGCACGCCUCUGCUGAUAGCCUCCAGGUACGGACAUUUAGAGGUGGUGGAUUACCUCCUCGAACACUGUAAAGCGAAUGUCGAACUCGGGGGGGCGGUUAACUUUGACGGCGAGACCAUCGAGGGGGCUCCGCCGCUGUGGGCGGCGUCGGCGGCCGGUCACCUCCCCGUGGUGAAGACGCUGCUCAAACACGGUGCCUCGGUCAACAACGCAACGCUAACUAACUCAACGCCGCUCCGAGCUGCCUGCUUUGACGGCCACCUGGAGAUCGUCCGCUACCUGGUGGAGCACAGCGCCGACAUGGAGGUCGCCAACCGCCACGGCCACACCUGCCUCAUGAUCUCCUGUUACAAGGGCCACAAGGAGAUCGCCAAGUUCCUCCUGGACCGCGGUGCUGAUGUCAACCGCAAGAGCGUGAAAGGAAACACCGCCCUCCACGACUGUGCUGAGUCAGGCAGCCUGGACAUCAUGAAGAUGCUGCUCAAGUGCAACGCUCGCAUGGAGAGGGACGGAUACGGGAUGACUCCGCUGCUCGCUGCAAGUGUAACAGGUCACACCAACAUCGUGGAGUACCUGGCCCACCAGCCUCGCACCUCCAGGGAGGAGCGCAUUGAUGCGCUUGAGCUCCUCGGGGCGACUUUUGUGGACAAAAAGCGGGAUCUCCUGGGGGCGAUGAGGUACUGGAGAAGGGCCAUGGAGCUGAGGCAACCAGGGGACAAAAUCGGAUCUCUGGCCAAGCCUCCACCUGGUCCCCCUAUCCCUGCCUACGGCUGUGCACAGGAGGUGAACACUGCAGAGGAGCUGGAGGCUCUGAUCACAGACCCAGAUGAAAUGAGGAUGCAGGCCUUGUUAGUUCGAGAGCGCAUCCUGGGGCCGUCCCACCCAGACACCUCUUAUUACAUCCGCUACAGGGGAGCUGUGUAUGCUGACUCGGGCAACUUUGAGCGCUGCAUCAGCCUGUGGAAAUAUGCUUUAGACAUGCAGCAGAGCAACCUGGACCCUCUCAGUCCCAUGACGGCCUCCAGUUUCUUAUCUUUUGCAGAGCUCUUCUCUUUUGUUCUCCAAGACCGGGCCAAAGGCACCUUGUCAACGCGCAUCACCUUCCACGACCUGAUGACUGUGCUGGGGAAAAGCGUGAGGGAGGUGGAGAGAGCGGUGGCGCAGAGGGACAACCCACCAGAAGCUCCGCAGUUCACCAAAGCCCUCUCCAUCAUCCUGCACCUCAUCUUCCUGCUGGAGAAGCUGGAGUGCAGCCCCGAGCAGGAGCAUCAGAAGAAGCACACAGUGUACCGCCUGCUGAAGCUCAACCCUCGAGGCCGCAGUGGCUUCACCCCUCUCCACAUGGCCGUAGACAAGGAAACCACGUCAGUGGGCCGCUACCCUGUGGGCCGCUUCCCCUCCCAGGCGGUGGCAGCUCUGCUCCUAGAGUGCGGCGCUGACGUCGACUCGCGGGACUGCGAGAACAACACUCCGCUGCACAUCGCUGCCAACAACGGCUGUCCGGAGAUUAUGGCGCUACUUAUGAAGGCCGGGGCUCACUUUGACGCUAAAAAUGCACAGAGGAAGACGGCCUACGAGCUGCUGGAUGAGCAGAGCAGCGGACACCCAGCCCUCUACCCGCUCAACUAUGUCACCCUUCAGUGCCUGGCGGCGCGUGCAAUAGAAAAGCACAGACUGCCCUACAGGGGACUGAUCUCUGAGGAGAUGGAGGCUUUCAUUGAGCUGCACUGACUUCCACCUCUGUCCCAUGAAGAGGCACCCCUGCACUACUUUUCCUGUUGACCCCCAUACCUUAGUACGACCUGCCACAGACGUCCCGCUCCACGCCAUUCUCCCUCUUCAUUGUCUUCUUUUUGACAUCCGCUUCGCUCCUGUCAGACCAAACCGUAGCAAUAUACAUCCAGCCGCAGGGGUUCAAAUCUCUGGCUGAUAUCUGGUCAGUUAUUGCUCGACUUCUAACCUGAAGACAUGUAGACUUUCAAAGUGAUUGUUGGUUCCUACUGCUGUUUAAAGCUGGGUGAAACUUCCAACUUAAUGUAGGCUUUAAUGCAUUUUCCCCCCCUUUUUUUUCCCAGUUAAAAGGAGACUUAUGAUACGAUGGUGCUUGUGUGUGUGUGUGUUUGGUGGUGGCUGGACUGUACGGAAGAUGGGUUUUAGCAUUUACUGAUAGGAAGCACCUGAACAAACUAGCCAGAAAAAAAUAAAACAUGCAUGGAAAUGAAGAGUGAAUAUUGUAGCUCACUUGCAAAUUCAUUCAGAAAAGGAUGUGUUUGAACAAACUUUGCUCGCUGGCAGUUUUUCUUUGCCCGGUUCUGCCUGUUCACACGAAACCAUUCUCUAUACGGGAAGGUGUUGAUUUUACUGUGCCAAAUGUCAGCCACCCAGCCGUGUUCUGUUACAGACUGUUAACUGGUGGCAGAAAAUGAAAAGCAACUAACUUAACUUUAAUUAUAAGGAGAGGUAAUAACCUACAGGUGAUACAGGAGUUACAUGAAGCUUCCAGUUCCAGAAGAUAUUUGAUAUUGUCAGACUGUGACUUGAUUUGACUUGGCUUUAUAACUUUGAGGAUAAGCAUCCUCUCAAGGUAUCCUCAUGUGAAAAGAGCAGGUGCCAUUGUUUGGCUAACACUCCCCAGUUCUCCCCACAUAUGUUUUUAACCUAUGCAGUUUAUGAUAUUCCAAUUAGAGGCCAUGGAUUCACUACAUGAACAUAUUUUUCAUGGGAUUUAUUCUUCCAUUUUACAUGCUAAUCCUAACCAGAUGUUGACCACUGACCAGAGGCUGCUUCACUGACAAUGAAUUGGCAUCUCGAGAAUGUUUUCUUAAGAGAUCUGCCUAUGUCCAAAUGAAUAGUUUCAAACUGGAGCUCAAAGUGUGCCUACAUACCUCUUCUUCUGUGUAAUGUUAACAAAACCAGAGAUGUCUAAUUCGCUGUCAGAGAGGCGGCAUCAGAAACAGAGCAUUUUGUGAUGAUAACGGAGCUCAAGCCCUCCAGUUAUUCUCCAUUAGAAAAGUCUGUUCAAGAUCAUGUGUCAAUUCUGUUUUUGGAGUGAAUUUUCCCUUUAACCUCGGAUGCAGCUCACAGAAAUGGAAACACACGGCUCCAUUCCUGCAUCUUAGUCUUAUUUUUAAAUGGUCUCUCUUUUGUUCAUCUUGUGUCAUCAUGAAUGUUUUAUUUGUUUGUCUGUGCGAAGCACCACCAAGUCGACUGCACACUGAGAGGCUCUAAAUCCGAAAUAGACAAACUUACAUUCAGGCUAUCUGAACAGUCGCUGCCUUUCUCUUUCUCAACUGAUUCGUUUAACUGAUGAUAACUCGAGAACAAAAGUGUGUUGGAGAUACUUGAAUAAAAUUCAGUGUCGCAACAUGA
This is a messenger RNA of Acanthopagrus latus (yellowfin seabream), 3819 nucleotides long. It is a transcript of the gene fem1a, whose product is annotated as fem-1 homolog a. The record is from RefSeq and is a predicted model, not a curated record. Bases 328 to 2181 code for a protein of 617 amino acids. Gene Ontology annotation, molecular function: protein binding. Lineage: Eukaryota; Metazoa; Chordata; Actinopteri; Spariformes; Sparidae. The transcript has a single exon.